AAGGUUAACCUUUGAAUCAAGGCAUCUUGAAUCAACAUUCAACAUCCCUCUGUCUGUGUUUUUGUUUCACACGCGUGCACGUACACACACAAAAAUCAAGAUGGAGGGAUCCAAACGUAUGUUUUCAACUGUCUUCAUCCUCGUCCUGCUCCUUGUGGCUAUUGGGACGGGUCCAAUGGUUGCUGAGGGCAAGGUCGAAACAAAGGAGACGUCGAGGACUUGUGAGUCUUUGAGCACGAAAUUCAAGGGACCUUGCUUCCGAUCAAGCAACUGUGCAAAUAUUUGCGAAAAAGAAGGCUUCAAGGGAGGCAAAUGUGUUGGCUUCAGGCUGAGAUGUACGUGCACUAAGAAAUGUUAGUGAUAUAACACACUAAGUUAUUUUGGUGCAUGGGAUUGAGGUGAAUGAAAAUUUAUGGCCCUUUUUUUCUUUUUUAUAAGAGAAUAAAUGACUAACCCUAAUAUAAA
Prunus dulcis (almond) is the source of this 465-nucleotide messenger RNA. RefSeq names its product defensin Ec-AMP-D1-like. The record is from RefSeq and is a predicted model, not a curated record. The transcript has 2 exons. Bases 101 to 358 code for a protein of 85 amino acids. Lineage: Eukaryota; Viridiplantae; Streptophyta; Magnoliopsida; Rosales; Rosaceae. Gene Ontology annotation, biological process: defense response.